GGAUAAUAGUCUCAAAGCCAGGUCGUUGCACCAAGGCUGUAUACCAAACCACGGACAGCUUUCUGUCCCAAACGAACAAUGCUCCAAACGCAAACCGCGGCUCUCUCUCCGCUCCCAGGCGCAGUCUUCGGCGCCGACGGUGUCUCGGGCGCGCUCGCCUCAGAGACAGCCGUGGUCCACGUCGCGUACGACGUCGCGGCCCCGCCGCCACGGCCGCCGGGCGCGUGGACGCGGUUCGUGUGCGUGAGCGACACGCACGCGCGGACGUUCGCCGUCCCUGACGGCGACGUCCUCCUGCACUCGGGCGACCUCACCGAGUCCGGCACGCUCGCUGAGGUGCGGGCGACGGUCGAGUGGCUCGCCGGCAUGCCCCACCGGGCCAAAAUAAUCAUCGCGGGGAACCACGAUCUCACGUUGGACGACCACGAGGACUGGUACGGCGAAGAGUACGCCCGCUGGCACCGCCGCGGCAAAGAGGACGUCGACGCCGUUAGGGAGGUGCUGACCGGCGACGAGGCGCGCGACGCGGGUGUCGUCUACCUCCAAGACGCGACUCACGAAUUCCAGGCGAAGGAAGGCGGCCGCACGUGGACUGUGUAUGGCUCACCUUGGUCGCCCUACUUCUGCAACUGGGCUUUCAACUACGAACGGGGUCUGCAUGCAGAAGCGUUGAUUUCGAAGAUCGCUCAGACAGAUAUCUUACUCACACACGGACCCCCAGCAGGGAUCCUCGAUCGCACGAUGACGGGGGACUCGGUGGGCUGUGAGGCCCUCGCGGCCAGACUGCCUCGCCUGCAGCCUCGUCUGCACGUCUUUGGGCACAUACACGAGGACCACGGUGUCCGGGUCUGCGAGUGGCAGUCUUCGGGGACGGGCCCCGGCUCUGGCCCGGGCUCGCAUCGAACAGUCUUUGUUAAUGCGGCCAACUACCCAGGAGGCCCUCGUCGGAGGGGGCCGAAUGGUAGAUUGUACGGCGUCGGACAGGGGGCGUUCCAGCCUGUCAUCGUUGAUCUCUGUGACACAGUUCCUCCGUCGGCAGAGGCUGCGGGCUCAGACGUCUGAAUCACAGUCAUUCCCCCUGGCUCUAUGCCAUUGCCUGAUGCGCCACGAGCAUGUCCUUUUCUAGCGCUUGUUGAGCUAAUCAGCGACAGACUGGCGAAGGUCGGGCGUUGCAUGGAACUCGGCCGUCUAUUCCUUCCGUAGCCGUACAUCUCGCAUCAUCCGUCGAGCCAGACAGCACCGAAGGGUGUCUUUGCGGGCAUCGGUCACCUAGCGCACUUGGGUUUGUAGCGGUGUAGACAGUGACGUGCCUGUGGCGCUUGCGUUAACCUCUACGAACGCCCACAUCCCGAUCCGAUGGGGAUUUUCAUUAUGCACAUGGUUAGCUUCCAGAUGCUGUGCGCCGCAAGUGUUUCGCCGUCUGUGGUGUAGACGUGGCUGCU
Phanerochaete carnosa HHB-10118-sp is the source of this 1442-nucleotide messenger RNA. RefSeq lists its product as uncharacterized. Gene Ontology annotation, molecular function: hydrolase activity. The transcript has 8 exons. The record is from RefSeq and is a predicted model, not a curated record. Lineage: Eukaryota; Fungi; Basidiomycota; Agaricomycetes; Polyporales; Phanerochaetaceae. Bases 79 to 1062 code for a protein of 327 amino acids.